Oppiella nova is the source of this 1600-nucleotide messenger RNA. NCBI's taxonomy places the organism in Eukaryota, Metazoa, Arthropoda, Arachnida, Sarcoptiformes, Oppiidae. The record is from the annotation of a GenBank genome assembly.
AAUAUUCAUUGAAAUGAAAGAAAAAGUGGACAAAAUUUGCGAGAUUUGCAGUGAUAAAGGAAUCGGCCGACAUUUCGGUGCCAUUACCUGUGAAUCGUGUAAAGCAUUCUUCAGGAGGAAUGCCAACAAAGAUAAGCUAUUGGAGUGCCCUUCGGAUGGAAAGUGCAAAAUAAAUGCAAACACUAGAAAGUUGUGUCAAAAAUGUAGACUUAAUAAGUGUUUGGCUAUGGGUAUGAAAAAAGAAUUCAUAUUAACGGAUAAGGAAAGGGAGGAAAGGAGACAAUUAGUGGAAGAUAAUAGACGUAAACGAAAACAAUUAACUGAAUGUCAAAAAUCAUCUCAAGAAUCAGAUUUGCCAUCAAAUUCUUUAUCAAAUAAAUCCUCAAAUCCUCCAUCAAAUGAGUCGACCAUAUCUUGGUAUAGUGACAGUGACUUCUUAGGUGAUAUAACCGCAUGUGUUUUGGAUGUAAGCGAUGAGGACCUGAGCGCACAGAUUAUGGAAAUUGAAGAUUAUGUCAACAAUGAAGACUCGGAUCAAAGUAUUGAGACAUUGAGUGAUAGACUUAUGUUGCAAGACAUCAAUGAGAGAUCGCAACAAAUAGCUGUCAUUCCUCUGUUCAAAGAACUCACGGAUUAUAACGGUUUGAAUGAAUUGGAGGCCAAUAAGAUUGGGGAGCUAUUGGGCGCCUCCAAGUUAUUUGACUACCCGACCAGUAAAAACAUAAUCAAACUGACGGACAAAUUUAAUUUUGACGAGUAUUUGAGAAGUUAUUCUCAAAGAACUGAAGAGAGUGUCAAAGAAGCCCUAAAUUAUAGCAAAAUGUUGAGUGCGUUCACGAGUGAAUUCAUACGAAGUCAUGAGGAAAGGGAGGAAAGGAGACAAUUAGUGGAAGAGAAUAGACGUAAACGAAAGCAAUUGAAUAUAAGCCAGAAUUCAUACCCAGAAUCAAAUGAGUCAUCAAAUCCAUCAUCAAUGGUGUCGACCAUAUCCAGUGAUUGUGGUGUCAGUGACUCCUUCUUCAAUGAUAUAAUAGGAUGUGUUUUGGAUGUAAACGAAAGGGAACUGAGGGAACAGAUAAUGGAAAUCGAGAAUUAUGUGAAUAAUGAAGAUUUGGAUCCAAAUAUUGAGACAUUGAGUGCCAGACAACUGUUAGAAGAUAUAAACCAAAAGUCACGACAAAUGGCUGUCAUUCCUAUGUUUAAAGAGCUCACAGAUUAUAACGGUUUGAAUGAAUUGGAAACUAAUAAAAUGACCGAGUUGUUGGGUGCAUCUAAAAUUUUUGAAAGAAAAUAAUUCAUUUGUAAGAAUAAUUCAUUUUAAAAAUUAUUUACCCAAUGCUUUAUCGCUACAAAUCUCGCAAAUUUUAUUCAUAUUGUCUUUCAUAAUAGUUAAUAAUAUUUGAAUUUGCUGUCAAAAUAUUUCUGUGGAAACCAUUAAAUGUUGCACAAUACCUGUAUAUGAUUACAAAAUAUAUGAUACACUUACUAAUAGUCUAUUAAGUUACUAUGUAUUAUACUUUGAAUUUAUACUUUUCCUUCAAACAUAAAAUACAGGAAAGAUUUUUAAUUCAAAUUAUUUGACAACAAAACGUAAAUUUUA